Messenger RNA from Schistocerca piceifrons (Central American locust), 2523 nucleotides. RefSeq names its product very long-chain specific acyl-CoA dehydrogenase, mitochondrial (gene Acadvl). Bases 240 to 2141 code for a protein of 633 amino acids. Gene Ontology annotation, molecular function: fatty-acyl-CoA binding; very-long-chain fatty acyl-CoA dehydrogenase activity; flavin adenine dinucleotide binding. The record is from RefSeq and is a predicted model, not a curated record. The transcript has 11 exons. NCBI's taxonomy places the organism in Eukaryota, Metazoa, Arthropoda, Insecta, Orthoptera, Acrididae.
GAUACGCCUCCUGCCAACAAAGUUCCGAACCAGCUGGACUUCGAGCCGCUUACCUUUGUACCUUGCACUGUGCUAUUGGCCGUAGAGCUUCAGCUAUUACGAAAACGGUGUACGGAAAUAAUAGCAAGUGCUGAACGCAGUGUGCUGAGUGUACCCUUCGACGUGCGGGUUGAUCAGCUUACCGUGAUUUUGUGUCGCAUCUGAUUUGUAGAAGUGCUUAUAUUUGCAAGUAGGUCAAGAUGUUGAGAAUUGGCAGGUUCAUUUUGUUUCCUCAGAAGACACUUCAGGUUGUAGAGAAUAACAUUCGUGCACUUGCAACAGCUGCACAACCAGCCAAGAAGAGUGAUGCCUCUAAACCAAAAGAAAGCUCUCAACCCAAGGAAAGUCAGUCAUUUACCAUGAAUUUAUUCCGUGGACUCGCAGAAACGGCACAAGUUUUCCCAUACCCAGAGGUGUUAAAUGCAGAACAGAGGGAUUCUUUAAGUAUGUUGGUGGAUCCAACAGAAAAGUUUUUUCAGGAAGUGAAUGACCCUGCCAAGAAUGACUCGUUGGAACGUGUUGAAGACAACACUUUAACUGGCCUCUGGGAUCUAGGAUGUUUUGGGCUUCAAGUUCCUAGUGAACUUGGUGGUCUGGGACUUACAAAUACUCAAUACGCUAGACUAGUCGAAAUUGUUGGUGCUCAUGAUCUCGCUGUUGGCAUUACAUUGGGUGCGCAUCAGUCUAUUGGUUUUAAGGGAAUCCUGUUGUUUGGAACACUAGAGCAAAAGAAAAAGUAUCUUCCACGAGUAACAACAGGAAAAGAAUAUGCUGCAUUUUGCUUAACUGAGCCUUCAUCAGGGAGUGAUGCUGGUUCGAUAAGGAGCCGAGCUGUCUUGUCUCCAGAUGGAAAGCAUUAUAUACUGAAUGGAAGCAAGAUAUGGAUUAGCAAUGGUGGGAUAGCAGAAAUUAUGACAGUAUUUGCUCAGACUCCAGUCAAAGAUGAGAAAACGGGAGAGAUGAAAGACAAGGUAACUGCCUUCAUAGUUGAACGUUCAUUUGGUGGAGUUUCUUCUGGCCCACCAGAAAAGAAGAUGGGAAUCAAAGCCUCAAAUACAACUGAAGUUUACUACGAAGAUGUAAAAAUUCCCAUUGAAAAUGUCCUUGGUGGGGUGGGUCAAGGUUUCAAGGUUGCAAUGAAUAUUUUAAACAAUGGUCGCUUUGGGAUGGCUGCCGCACUUGCUGGCACAAUGCGAGCAGUAUCAAAGAAAGCAGUAGAGCAUGCCACAACAAGGGUACAAUUUGGUCGAAAGAUUGACACUUUUGGAAGUAUUCAAGAAAAGAUUGCUCGAAUGGCAAUGCUUCAGUAUGUUACAGAGUCUCUAGCAUAUAUGAUUAGUGGAAACAUGGACCGUGGAUCUGUUGAUUUCCAACUUGAAGCUGCUAUUUCAAAGGUAUUUGCUUCUGAGGCUGCAUGGACUGUGACAGAUGAAUCAAUCCAAAUACUUGGUGGUAUGGGUUUUAUGAAGGACUGUGGACUGGAAAGGGUUUUGAGAGAUCUCAGGAUAUUUCGCAUUUUUGAGGGCACAAAUGACAUAUUAAGGUUGUUUGUGGCAUUGACUGGUAUUCAGUAUGCUGGAGCUCAUCUGCGAGAAUUGCAGAAGGCUUUUAAGAACCCUGCAGCAAACCUUGGACUUAUAUUUGGUGAGGCAACCAAACGAGCUAUUCGAUCUGUUGGCUUGGCCAGCCCUCCAUCAUUGUCUCAUGUUGUGCAUCCCAAUCUUUCUUCUUCUGCCACACUCGCCUCUAAGGCCAUUGCUGCAUACGGGAGUUCUGUGGAAUCUGCACUAAUCAAAUAUGGACGAGGAAUUGUUGAAGAACAAUUUAUUUUGAAUAGACUGGCAAAUGCUGCAAUUGAUAUUUACACGAUGGUGGUAGUUCUGUCUAGAGCAACAAAGUCUUUGAAUAGUAACCUGAAAUCUGCAGCGUAUGAACAAAUGAUUGUUGAAAUUUGGUGUCGAGAGGCCUCAAAACGUGUCGAGCAGAACCUUCAGGCAACUGCAAGUGAGGAUGUUCUUGACACAUUUAAAAAGAUGAGUGAACUUUCCAAAAAUAUAUGCACAAAUGGUGGCCUGGUUCAACUAAACCCUCUAAACUUGUAACAUGAGUUACUGAAAAUUGCUAUGAGAUAUAUAUUUCGAAGCACUAGUUCUCCGUGGAACUCCUAACGGAAACUUUUCAGAAAAUGUUUCAACAGUAUUGCACUUUUACAUAUUUUAUUUCUGUAUGAAGAUCUGAUUUCUUUAAUUUUAUUACAUUAUGGAUGCUGAUUUUUGUUAUCUGUACCACACUGAAGGAUGUUGUUGUUCUCACAUAAAAUGUGUGUUUGGAACUCGACUGAAACUUGUGGUUAAGCUGGAUGUCAGUAUUCAUCAUAAGGAUGCAUACCAUUGCCUUACAAAGUAAGCUCUCUGUACUCUAAAACCUUUGCUGCAAAACUGACAAUUCUCCCUAAAAAAAAAAAAAAACCUCACCACUCUAUAA